This is a messenger RNA of Ruditapes philippinarum (Manila clam), 2168 nucleotides long. RefSeq names its product inversin-like. Gene Ontology annotation, molecular function: protein binding; RNA binding; RNA nuclease activity. NCBI's taxonomy places the organism in Eukaryota, Metazoa, Mollusca, Bivalvia, Venerida, Veneridae. The transcript is spliced from 2 exons. The record is from RefSeq and is a predicted model, not a curated record. Gene Ontology annotation, biological process: RNA processing. The coding region runs from base 523 to 1758 and encodes 411 amino acids.
CCCAUUACAUAAAUAAAUAAAGUACUUGUAUUCAAUUUAGUACAUGCGUGAUUUUUUCCUGUUAGUUAAAUGGAGACAUCGUCUUUUGCUAAAAUGUCGUCUGCUGAAUGGAGUUAUAUACUUUAUUAUAAAGUUAAAUUAACGCGGAGAUCUUUGACUUAAAGACCAAAAGGAGUUAUAAUUUGGCAGCGUUUAAAGGUCAUUAAGAUAGAUAACACAGUUUUGGUUAAAAAGACAAUCAAUUGUUUUGAAAAUCAAUAGCUUUUGUAUUUGUAGGUGAACAUACCGUUUAGACUAUAUAUUUAAUUACGAUUUGAUAUAUUCGAAUAACCGCUAAGCAGUUAAAUAGCCUUUUUAAAUACUCUAACCAUUAAAGUAAUAUUACACUCUUCAUUGUGCUUUUAAUCGUUUAGAAUCGCUUCAUGAUAUCUUAAAAGAUAAAGAGACACAUGAAAAGGAAAGAGGCUUAAGUGAAAAAGAAAGACUGUUGGAGGAUUUGUUUGCUUGUAUAAGAAGAAAAAAAUGGGAGAUUUUGUAGUGGGUUUUGUAAAAACAAUCCGUAUGCAAGGGAAUUACGAUGACCAGGAUAUUUUUAAAAGGUCGAAAUCCGCCACUCCAAAAUUGCCGGAGAGACCGAUGUCGCACACAGUUCUACCUGUUUCACCACCACCUGUUUCAAAACGGUUGGUGAAAACAGCCCUGCAUCAGGCUGUACUUGAUGGUCGUGUGCACCAAGUACGUCUGCUUGUUGAGAAACACGGCGUUGGUGUUGACGUCAAAGAUGUGUAUGGACGGACGCCAUUGAUGUUAACGUCAAUGGUUGAGGAGGAAGCAGGUGCGAGGAUGGCAAAAAUUCUUGUAGCUGCUGGUUCGAACCUAGGUUUACGUGACAACAUGGGCCGAACUGCUCUUAGUUUAGUCUGUUUAAAUGGUAGGGAGAAAAUUGUUGAAGAAAUAUUGAGAAAAGAUAUACUUAACAUAAACGAACCAGACAAUGAUGGGAAUACGCCCUUGCAUCACGCGGCGUCCAGUGGUAAUCCAAACAUUGUGAAAUUUCUUGGAGAACUUUUUGUAAAAUUUGGAUUAGAUAUUGACACAAGAAACAAACUUGGUUAUACAGCACUGUUACUAGCGUGUAGACAUGGCAAUUUCGUUUCAGCUCAUUUUUUGUUAUCAGAAGGUCAAGCUUCGCCAGCUCUGAGGGAUGGCGAAGCGUAUUUGAACGCUACGGAGUGGACACAGAAAGGAUCGAGACAUGCAGUUCUUCCAGCGAGAAGGAUAGCGGCGCCACCUAGUGCGCCGGCUUUUUCAAGGGAGUCAACUAUGUAUCAGAAACCGAUAACUCCGGCAUGUAAACAUACAAGAGCUCAAGCAAUGAUGCCGCAGUGGACUAGGAACACAGACGAUAUCGAGUUAUCACGCAACGAAACCUUCUUCAAUGGUAAAGAUGCUAGGCAGCUAGUCUUAAACGAAAUCAGCUUUGCAGAAACGCACGGAUGGACCACAAAAAAGAACAAGCCAAUAAAACUUGUUCAUCCUUCAACAGCCAAGCUAAUGUCGAUGUCAAAGCGACGCACAAAAUCGGCUGUUCCCCCGGAUAUGACGACAAUAUUCCGGAUGUACUCCGAUCAGUACCAGCCAGAUUGGAGAAAGGAAAGGACCUCGGUGACAUUACAUGCUUCGCACGACAAAGCAAUACCUUCAAUAAUUCGAACCUCGAACUUUGCGCCUCAAAGAUCGGUUGAAGUGUCGAGUUAGUUAUAAUAUUUCAACAGAUUGUGUUUGUUCCACUCUUUUUGAAAAUUCCGUUUAACGAAUUAGUUCAGCGAUUUUAACGGAUAAAUGUGCGUGUUUUUGUUAGUAAGGGUAUAAAUUUUGAAUACAGGAAUAAGAGUUUCUGGAUAAUUUUAAAGACAGAAUAUCCAUGACAUUUGUUUUAUAUUGAAAUAAUAAUAAAGAAUCCAGAGAAACAUCCUCUAUCAUGUUAAUAAAAAAAGCAUUUAUGAAAUAUCAUAAAUUAGAUAUGUAUGUUGUAUCAAGUAUGAUUGAAUAUGUAUCUAAAAAUGCUUAAUUACAGGUAGUUGUACAAAUCAAGAGUAAAAUUAAUUUUGUUUUGAACAAAAUAAAAAAAGGUUAUAGAUUCUAAAUAAAACACCAGUAAAACAAAU